This is a messenger RNA of Plasmopara halstedii, 279 nucleotides long. RefSeq lists its product as uncharacterized. Lineage: Eukaryota; Oomycota; Peronosporomycetes; Peronosporales; Peronosporaceae. The transcript has 2 exons. The coding region runs from base 1 to 279 and encodes 92 amino acids. The record is from RefSeq and is a predicted model, not a curated record.
AUGGCUAAGUGCUGUGCAGAAAGUGGUAGAGUGCGGAAGUCUACGCCACCAUACACACUUAAAAGCAAAGUUAUGAAUAGUUGGCUUGUAGAAUGUGCUUGCUGUGUACUCAAAGACGCCGGCCGGCAAGAGUCUCUGAUGUCAAAUAAUAAGGGUUUUGGCUGUCAUUUGUAUGUUCAAGGUACAAAGGAAAUCUGUACAGAGUUGACGCUCGUUCAAUGCAAUGUCGGGUUCUUAGCCACUCCUACCCCGAGAAUGCGUAUCAAUUGGGCAGAUUAA